AGUUCUUUCCUUCCGUCUCCACGUUCCUUUGUCUCUUUCUCUGCGGGUGUGUUUGCCAACGUGUCCUUUCUGCUGUUUGGCGAGGCGUCCGAUGAGUGUCAGCUUAUCAGGCAACUGCCUGGCACCUUCAAGCAGUUUACCAUCCAUCCGAUCGCUGGUUGUGGCAUCCGAGGACCAGGUCGCCACCGCGCUUAAGAAUUUGCAGGCGUUGUACUGCCCUGUACGCUUGCCGACUAUCAUAUCAGACUCAACUUCUAAGCGAGAACAAACUUCCAUUGUAUCCCCACCGGAGCCGGUUGAUUCUGGUUACGCAUCGCAGGACGAAGAUGACGACGACGAGUCUGAUGCCGAGGAGGUGACAGCAGCCCUACGCACGGAUCCUUUUGAACGGACAUUUGCCACCAAAUGGCUCACCUCGCUGAUUGCAUGUGCUGAGGAGUUGGAAUUUGACGAGUCUGUCCGGGAAAAGAUUGUUGAUGACGCAGGCUUUAUUCUGUCAAAGUUGUUCGACUCCCCCGAUGAUGAGGAAGAAGAGGCAAUCACACGAGAUUUCUCUUUUCCUACUUCAUCUGGACACGCUGUUGAAGUCACACUCAACGAUGCGCCACUAUCUUCGACAGAUCAUACGGCCGUCGGACUUCAGUCGUGGGGUGCUAGUAUCGUACUGAGCAGUAUGAUGUGUGCGGAUCCGGACCUAUUCGGUUUCGAUCAAACUCGACUUCAUGAGCAAGCAAGCAUCACAGAACUUGGUGCCGGUACUGGACUUGUAAGCUUGGUGCUGGCGAAACUACUUCCUGAGAUUGGUAUCCAAAGCAUGAGCAUCUCUGCAACGGAUUAUCACCCUGCAGUCCUGGACAACUGCAAAGCGAAUAUUGACACCAACUUCCCACCUAACUCGUACAGCUCACCGCCUGUAGAAACUGCGAUAUUAGACUGGGCGGAACCCCCUGCCCAUUUGAAAUCGUCCUCUGAUCUCCUUAUCGCAUCCGACGUUGUUUACGCCCCUGAACACGCCAACUGGCUACGCGACUGCGCGGCCCAUCUCCUCUCCCCGACUGGUACUUUCUGGCUCAUGGUUACUAUGCGCAAGACGGGGAAGUUUGAGGGUAUACCGGAUACAGUGGAAGCUGUAUUCGCUGAUGAGUCAUGUCCGAAGAAUGAGUAUGGCGCAACAUUCAAGAUCCUGGAGAGAGAAUUUGUGGAAAAGAGGAAGGGCAUUGGACGGGGUGACGAAAGUGGAUACAACCUUUAUAGAAUAGGAUGGGCAUAGACGUAGAUGUAAUGUAGUGGACGUUUUAGAUUCGGCCCAUAGAAGGCCUGGAGCGGAUACACGAAGAUGAUGAUUAGAAGAUACAAUAGACUUUAGACCUUUGCAAA
Messenger RNA from Pyrenophora tritici-repentis Pt-1C-BFP, 1377 nucleotides. RefSeq names its product methyltransferase. The record is from RefSeq and is a predicted model, not a curated record. NCBI's taxonomy places the organism in Eukaryota, Fungi, Ascomycota, Dothideomycetes, Pleosporales, Pleosporaceae.